AUUUAUUAGGGAAAGGCAGCAUCCAAUGAGGAAUGUGGCAGGAAGAGCGGACGGCACAGGCUAAUCAGCAGAGCUGACACUGCCAUGCUGUUGGUCAUAAAUUAGGGGACAACUGAGACCCCCACUCUCUGAGGAAUAAAAACGUCACUUAGCCAAGGCAUACAGAACAGGGUGGUGGGGAAACAGGCAGGGCACCUCCGAUGGAUGGAAUCUAUGAUUCAGAAGUCCUGGGGUGUGGGCAGGGCCCCUCUGAGGAAUCCAGCGGGCCUACUGGCAAGGGGACACGGGGCAUUUCCCCUAAGGCGAGGAACCUGGGCUGGAAACCCAGACUCAGUUAUGCCGAGUGCUUGAGGCUAGUGGGUUGGGGCGGUCUAUGACAGGGUAGGAAAUGAGUCUUUGGUACCAUGAAGGAGAUGGCUGGGUGGGAACAGCCUAAGGCUGGCAUGGUUCUUAGUGGAGGGGUGGCAAGUCCCCAUCGGGUCGGCCCAACAGUGGGCUUUGAAUCCUGCGGGUCCUGGGGGGACGGUGUGCCCCCACCCGCACCUGCAUCCAUCCGGGCUGAGGAAAUGAAUUUAUCCAGCUGACACCGCAGAAAGUCCCUCUCCUCCUCCAGGUCCUCAAUGCGCUUCUGCAACCACGAGUUCCUCUCCAGGGCCAUGUGCAGCUGGGCCUUGACGCUGUUCAUCAGGGCCAGGGUCGGGGAGCUGGCCUCUGCAGGCUCUAGGAACAACAGCAGGGGUCAUGCCCCGGGAUGAGGCAGUACCCCACCUGAGUCCAGCCCCUCGGCGCCCUUCCUCAGCUCACCCUCAAAAUGUCUCUGAGAGGGACUCAGACUGUAGAAGACCUGCGAGUCUAAGUGGGGUGCCUCUUCGAAGGGGAUGGAGAUCUCAAAGGUCUCUUCGUCCUUCACUGGAGAGAGGCCAGUGCAGGUCACCCCGGAAGCGGCCGGCCCUUCAGACCACCCCCAACCACAACUGCCCCGUGGACAGAGGGAACCAGAAUGUCGGGCCAAGGGUGAGGAAAGGGUCCCCAAGUGCCUCACUUGUCCGCCUACGGCUGCUUCGGUCAUUCAUAGCGAGGCGUCCUGCAGAGGCGGACCUCCUGUUCCUCUGGAGCUGGGAGGGAUCACCGGCCUGGAGCCAUGGUCUGAAGGAGGAAAGAACCCGGACUCCUGGACAGAGACACUGGGGUACCCAGGGCGAGGGGGGCUCGGCGAGAGGACUCGUGGUUGUGAAGGAGCUCGACCCUUAGAUUCCUGGGCCUGAAUAGGAAGGGCCCUCAUCAUGGGCCAUCUCCGGACCCAAAGCCACAAAGGGAAGGGAGAAACCACCCCUAACUUCCACGCGUGGGGUGGGGGGGUCCACCCUGCAAGCGUCCCCCUGCCCCAGCCGCCCAUUCCUCCCGCACUGGCGCGGGCGGGCUAGCAGAGCCCCUCCCCCGCAGUGGGGGCUGGGCGCGUGCGCAGUGCGGGGGAGGUCACGCGUGGGGAUGCGCCCCCGCCCUUUGUCCCACGAGUGGGAGGGGGCGGCCGAGGCGAAAGGUCCCAGAAAGGGCGACCAGCAUGGGAGUGGCGGCCGCGGGCACCAUUCCCCGCCCUCGGCGCCCAGGGCACGAGGGGCCAGGGCCCCGCUCUCACCCACCCGCGCAAGCCCUGCAGCCCCGGGACCGGCGGCGGUGGCGGCGCCCAUGCCCAGCGUUGGGGAGCGUCUGCAAAGUGUCGCGGAGAAGCGGGCGCCGCGGCAGAGGAGGGGAGUCUCGGAGUGGAGUGACGGAGCGUGCAGACACUCGCGCACUUGCGGGAUCCGGCCUGCCCGGCCGGGCGCGCCUCUUCUCGGAGCCCAGGUCCUGGUGCCUGAUGGUGGUUGCUCUGCCACUCCCCCAAGUGACCUCAUCGAGAUCCAGGUGGUAAAAGUUACAGAUACUACAUCGGUACCUGAGCCCCCAGAGCCGGGGUCUUUUCACUGUGCCCUGUGUCCCGCUGCCUUCCACCUGGUCUCAGAGCUGCUGUUCCACGAACAUGGCCACCUGGCAGGCGUGGAGGGGGUUGGGCAGGGUGGGAACCCAAGCCGUUGUCACGUGUGUGGCCACAGCUGUCCAGGUCCUGCUAGCCUGCGUGCCCACUACAGCUUGCAUACGGGAGAGCGGCCUUACCGCUGCCCACUCUGCCCACGGGCGUUUAAGGCCUUGGCACCUCUGCUCCGGCACCAACACCGACACGGGGUGGAGCCAGGCACCUCACGGAAGCUUCCACCCACAGCAUCAACUGGACGGCCAGACCCAAGGGUGGCCGCGGCAGCUGCAGGGGCCGCGGUAGGCAAGCCUUUCGCCUGCAGGUUCUGUUCCAAGCCCUUCCGCCGCUCCUCAGACAUGCGAGAUCACGAGCGUGUGCACACGGGGGAGCGGCCCUACCACUGCGGCAUCUGUGGCAAAGGCUUCACACAGUCCUCUGUGCUGAGCGGACACGCUCGGAUCCACACUGGCGAGCGCCCCUUCCGCUGCACGCUCUGCGACCGCACUUUCAACAACUCCUCAAACUUUCGCAAACACCAGCGCACCCACUUCCACGGGCCAGGGCCUGGGGUGGGAGAGUCUGGAGGCCAACUGAGACCGACUUCGGUGGCCCAGGAAUCAGGGAGUAAGCGUGGGACAGAGAACACUACUGAAGAAGGGCUCGGAGAGACUGUGAAGGGGAAUGUGGAGGUUGACCAGUAGGCUGGGUCAUAGGAAGCAUGUCAUAGGGGAAGUAGAUGGACUAAUAGUGGCAAAAGCCAAGGAGAAAUAAUGAGCAGCUGGGAUUGGAGAACUGAGAAGCCAGCAGGUUCUGGUCUCCGAGAAACCCGCACUACACUUGAGACUCAGGAAAGAGGUACCUGCAAUUCUAUAGAUGUCCAGCUACAUGUGAAAAUACAGAGACAGCUGAGCAUGGCCCAUUCCUGUAAGCCCAGUAUUCUGGAUGGUGAGGCAGGAGGAUUGUAAGGUCCAGACCAUCCCAGGCUGCAAAGCAAGACUAUCCACUGCCACCUCCAGUCCAAUCUGGACUACCUCUGGACAAAGAGGGGUUGCCCUAAGGUGGAUAGUAUGAAAUAUUUUGCCUACCUCAACUGGAUUGCACUAGUCCUGGGAUGCCUACCCUCCCUGGGCAGAAGAUGCCCACCAGGCCAUCUCUAAAGAAAUACUGGGAUGCCUUCUCCCUCCAAACCAGAGUACUUAAACCCCAGUUGGGAAUCCAUGAUUCUCUAGGAUGUGAGCCUGCCCAUAGAGAUUACCUUUAAGCUCUGUUCACCUCUCCAUCCUACCCCAUAGUGGUAGCCUACCAGACUCUUCAGGAAGCAACUGAGAGCACACACUGCAAGCAAGCAAUCACCUGGUACCCCCUUAAGCUUUAGGUGCAGAGCCUGUGGUCUCCCAUGUCUACAAAGAAGUUUCCGAUUUCUCUAUUUUCCUCCACUGUGAGGUAAACAGCUUCCUGCUUAGUCCUGGGCAAUUCGGAGGAAGGGUUGGCUGAUGACAACCUUGGUGGACUGGUCCAGGCUGUACAGCAAGAGAAAACACUGAUGUAAGGGGCUAAAAGGACUCCGGAGCUGGAGUUUGGGGUGGGAGUGGGGACUUCCAGUCUGUUCCUAUUAAAAGACUUUCUC
Messenger RNA from Onychomys torridus (southern grasshopper mouse), 3638 nucleotides. It is a transcript of the gene Znf784, whose product is annotated as zinc finger protein 784. Gene Ontology annotation, biological process: regulation of transcription by RNA polymerase II. Gene Ontology annotation, cellular component: nucleus. Bases 1489 to 2712 code for a protein of 407 amino acids. The transcript is spliced from 2 exons. The record is from RefSeq and is a predicted model, not a curated record. Gene Ontology annotation, molecular function: DNA-binding transcription factor activity; RNA polymerase II cis-regulatory region sequence-specific DNA binding. NCBI's taxonomy places the organism in Eukaryota, Metazoa, Chordata, Mammalia, Rodentia, Cricetidae.